UCGUCAGAGGCCCCUCCGCGUCCCUCGCUCUCUGCUUCGCCCAUCUCAUGUGAUACAGUUAUUUUAUAUCUCUUACUUUCUCUAGAUCCAAACACCCCUGUAAUGUAUUGUGACCUGCCCCUCUUUCUCUCUCUCUGUGUCUCGCUCUGUGUGAUUUUCGCGUCUGCGGGGAAAGCUUAAGGCACUCCUAAUCCCUCUACCAUUGAAACAAGGAGGGAAGGCCAUGUGAGCUGUUUGAACCGGAGUGUUUCAUUUGUAGUUUUAUCGGUGUGCGCCAAAUGGGUAAAUGCAAGGGUUGUGGCAAAUUAGGAAGAAUGGUGCCAAGGGAUGAGUCUGUGAACGUGUACCAUUUUUCUCUUUUGCUAUCUCCUGUUGUUUCUGUCUGGGAUUGUGUUGUCCGGAAGAGGAGGUAUUCCUACAGACCUGAGUGGGUGUAGUUGUGAGGCUUCUGAGAUAUUAUAAGUUUUUCUAUACUGAAAUAGUUAGUAAUCAUUAAGGUAUUAAACAAAGGAAAAAUAAGAUAGAGAAGGAAACAUAAUUAUAGGGAAAUGUACACGUUUUAGAGGAUUUCUCUUUAAGAUAAAAAGUAGAGCAAAGAGGAUAAUAUUUAUAGGUUGGUAGUUUUCAUGGAUAGCAUAGUGUGUAAUAAAGUGCAACCUGUUGUGAGGAAAGUGAAGAAGAAGCAGGUGAAAGGAGAGUUAGAUCGUCUCAAACAGGCUGAGAAGAAAAAGAGGCGUUUGGAGAAAGCCCUUGCUACGUCUGCAGCCAUCAUAUCUGAACUAGAGAAGAAGAAACUGAAAAAGAAGGAAGAACAACAAAGGCUUGAUGAAGAGGGUGCUGCAAUUGCAGAGGCUGUUGCUCUGCAUGUAUUACUUGGUGAGGACUCUGAUGAUCCAUGUAAAAUUGUGCUAAACAAAGAAGAGGGUUUCAACCCUUGGGAUUGUGCUAGUAGUAUCAAUCUCUUAAUGGGUGAACAAAGAGCAUGCAUUCCGCAUCAGGACCACUUGAGGCAUUCACGUGAAAGUGUUGGGUGGAUUUCCAAUGCAUGUGGAACUGGAUGUGAGUGGAGUGAAAUGGAAAACAGCAACUGGUCAUUCUCGUAUGGGUCUUUUGGAAGAGAUCUUCAUGCACCAUACUUUGAGGAGGAAGGUUGGGGGACAACAGAACUCUCAGCUGAUCUCAUUGCAGCACAAGCUGUUUCAUCACUCCAGAUUGCUGAGGAUGCACGUGUCGGCACAAUUGUCUUCAAUGGAAUGCUAGGAGGAUAGAUGAAAAGCACUCUGUCGCCUCUAAAAUUGAGUGACGAUCUUAGUUCUAAAUAAUGGCUUUGUAUAUAUUGGUUAAAGUCUCCUCCUUGUUUAUCAGAUCUGUAUGUUGCAGCUUCUGCGUUAAUCAAAUGUUGCACUAUCGUGCUUGCUGUUGUC
Molecule: messenger RNA, 1424 nt
Organism: Hevea brasiliensis (rubber tree)
Lineage: Eukaryota; Viridiplantae; Streptophyta; Magnoliopsida; Malpighiales; Euphorbiaceae
Exons: 2
Coding region: 627-1268 (213 amino acids)
Source: RefSeq, a predicted model, not a curated record